Molecule: messenger RNA, 316 nt
Organism: Paramuricea clavata
Lineage: Eukaryota; Metazoa; Cnidaria; Anthozoa; Malacalcyonacea; Plexauridae
Source: the annotation of a GenBank genome assembly
CUGGCUCCCAGUGACAGCCGGGGUCCCUCAAGGGACUAAACUUGGUCCAAUAUUGUUCCUCAUUAUGAUUAAUGAUUUGAGAGUAAAUUCCCCAGGCACGAAAAUGUGGAAAUUUGUAGACGAUGUCUCAUCCUCUGAAAAUCUUACAUCGAACAGCUUCUCGGUCACUCAGUCAACUCUUGAUUCUAUCGAUUCAUGGGCAACUUACAAUUGUAUGAAAUUGAAUGCCAAUAAGUGGAAAGAGCUCCGGGUUUCCUUUCUUAAAGAAACCCCGCAGCUACCAUCUUUGACAAUUGAUGGUUACGUGGUAGAAACG